AUCCUCUGUGGGAAGAGAGGACCGAGCGCAGCCAUGUUCGGGAUUGGGAAGAAGCUUGCUGAGGAAGCCACGCAACAAGCUGAAAGUGCUGCACAGGCGGCAGUUAACACGGUGGGCCAGACUGUGCAGCAAGUAGUGGAACAGGCCAAGGAUGCUGGUCAGAAAGCUCUUGACGAAGUCUACAAAGUUGCUGAAACUGGUGAAAAAGCUGUAAAAAACGUAGCAAAUCAAGCAACUUCGUGGGGCAAAAGCUUUGGACAAUGAAGAUAAAAAUGCACCACCACUGA
This is a messenger RNA of Phaethon lepturus (White-tailed tropicbird), 287 nucleotides long. Its product is annotated as adipogenesis regulatory factor-like. The record is from RefSeq and is a predicted model, not a curated record. The coding region runs from base 34 to 264 and encodes 76 amino acids. NCBI's taxonomy places the organism in Eukaryota, Metazoa, Chordata, Aves, Phaethontiformes, Phaethontidae. The transcript has 3 exons.